Molecule: messenger RNA, 1449 nt
Organism: Adineta steineri
Lineage: Eukaryota; Metazoa; Rotifera; Eurotatoria; Adinetida; Adinetidae
Source: the annotation of a GenBank genome assembly
AUGGGCAACGACGAUAAACACUUGGCUAAUGUUUUGAAACAGCUUAAAUCCGGUGCAGUUUUAGUUAAACGAAAAAUCGAUGGAAAAAAAUAUUCACGUCGAUUUUUUCUCAGUGAACAUGAAGACUUUAUAACAUAUCAAAAAAAAAAACGUCAUAUUUUUGGUCGACCACAUAUAUAUAAUAUUAACGAUAUUGAUGAAGUUCGAUCUGGUUUUCGUGCUCAAACAUUUGGUCAAUUACUCAAAAAUGGUCGUAUUAAAUCUACGGAUGAAAACCGUGCACUUUCAAUAAUGUAUAAUAAUCAUCGAAAUGAACUUCAUUUAAUGGCAAAUAAUACUCAAACAAGAGAUCUAUGGGCAGAAGGUAUUAAAUAUUUAAUUGAUAGACAUGCACAAAAACAUCAGGGUCAUUUAAUUAGAGAAGAAAAUUAUUUUCGUUCGGCUGAUACGGAUAAAUCUAAUUCAUUAUCUAAACGAGAAUGUCGACGAUUAUUAAGUAAUACUUUAAAUGUUGAAAUGCCCGACAAUAUAUUUGAACAACUUUUUCAAAAAGCAGAUGUAAGCCGAGAAGGUUUAUUAACUCAAGAAGAAUUUGUUUCAUUUUUUCAAUUAUUAACUCAACGUAAAGAUCUUUAUGAAAUUAUGCAAGAACAUACAGAAAAUGGUUCUACACAAUCAAUAGAAAAAAGUCAUAUGAAUAUCAAUGAAUUAUUAACAUUUUUUCAAACAGUUCAAAAUCAAAAAAUUAUAAAACAUACAAAAACUGACGGUGGUGGUGAAAAUAAGAUUACAUGGGAAUAUAUUGAAACAGCAGAUCAAGUGCAGAAACUAAUUGACGAAUUUGAAUUGAAUAAAGAAUUCAGAGAAAAAGGUUUAUUAGGUCUUGAUGGCUUUCGAAAUAUGUUAUUAUCCAGUAAUUUUGAUAUAGCAAAUCCAAUAUAUACCCGUCAGAUAUACCAAAAUAUGACAAGACCAUUAUGUGAUUACUAUAUCAAUACUUCACAUAAUACUUAUUUAUUCUAUGGUCAAUUAUCUGGUGAAAGUAAUCCGGAAGCAUAUAAUCGAGCAUUGUUAACUGGUUGUCGAGCUGUUGAACUUGAUUGUUAUGAUGGUAGUGACGGUCAACCGAUUGUUACUCAUGGUUUUACACUUGUAAAACCUUGUUCAUUCGAAUCAAUUAUUCGUUAUAUGGAACCAAAUCUUUUUAAAACAUCACCAUAUCCAGUUAUUUUAAAUAUUGAAAAUCAUUGUUCACUUACACAACAAGGAGAAAUGGCUCGAAUAUUAAAAGAAAUUCUCGGUGAUCGAUUGGUUUCAAAAGAAACAGCAAAUACACAGUUAAAAACUUUACCAUCACCAGAAGAUUUAAAAUAUAAAGUCGUUGUUCGUGUAAGUUUAUCAUUACUUUUCAUAUUAAACAAAAAAAAGAAAUAUUUUCGUUUAUUUUAA